AUGCCAAUUGUUACAGAAACUGUAACUGAUGCAUUUGCAACAGCCGUCGGUGACUUCAAUGGUGAUAGCCGGGCAGAUAUAGCUGUCGUAUCUACAUGGAAUGCUAGUGUGAGCAUUUUACUCGGUCAAGGUGACGGCACUUUUCAGUCGACAAUGGUUUUUCCAGUUGUCAGCUAUCCAAGUUCAAUUUUUGUCAAAGAUUUGAAUAAUGAUCAGAGGCUCGAUUUAUUGGUCUCAAACUUUGGCGCGAAUACUGUCAGUGUACUUCUCGGUUAUGGUGACGGUACCUUUGCACCACAGACUAUCUUUGCCACAGGUAUUGGUCCAUAUACAGUAGUUUCAGCUGAUUUCAAUCAUGACAAUUAUUUCGACUUUGCUGUCACCAAUUAUUUCGGCAAUACUGUGAGUGUACAUCUAGGUUUUGGAAACGGAAGUUUUCGAACUCGCAAUUCUUAUCCAACCAAGGCCGAACCAUCAGCACUAGCUGUGGAUGAUCUGAACAAUGAUCAACAUAUGGAUUUGAUCUCCGGGAAUUGUGGAAAUGGCUCGAUCAGUGUGCUUAUGGGUAAUGGAAAUGGCACGUUUCGUCCAGCACAUCACUACAUGAUAGGGGACUGUGUAAAUACAGUUGCUAUAGGCGAUUUUGAUGGCGACAGUAACCCUGACGUCUUUAUUUCUGGAACCGAAUCAGAUACUUUUCGUAUACUCUUUGGUGAUGGUACUGGAACUCUCGUCGAAUCAUUGUUUUUCGACACAACUUACGGUUCGACAGCGGUAGUUCUCAAUGAUUUCAACGGCGAUGGUCGACUCGAUAUCGCACUUGCUCAUAUGCAGAGCGGUGUGAACGUAUUUCUGAACAAAUGUUGA
Rotaria sp. Silwood1 is the source of this 867-nucleotide messenger RNA. NCBI's taxonomy places the organism in Eukaryota, Metazoa, Rotifera, Eurotatoria, Philodinida, Philodinidae. The record is from the annotation of a GenBank genome assembly.